Messenger RNA from Melopsittacus undulatus (budgerigar), 1044 nucleotides. Its product is annotated as kallikrein-8-like. Gene Ontology annotation, molecular function: serine-type endopeptidase activity. The record is from RefSeq and is a predicted model, not a curated record. The coding region runs from base 120 to 854 and encodes 244 amino acids. Gene Ontology annotation, biological process: proteolysis. The transcript has 6 exons. NCBI's taxonomy places the organism in Eukaryota, Metazoa, Chordata, Aves, Psittaciformes, Psittaculidae.
GGCGGAGGAGCCUCUUCCUGCUCCAGCCCCACAUAUAAGGGCCGGACGAGCGGAGCUGGAGCUGACUCUGUUCAUCCGCCCGGGAGGAGCCGCUCCCGGCCCGCUUCCCGUGCUCCGGAAUGAGGAUCCUGCUCCUGAUCAUCCUGGCAUUGGAAGCCACAGCCUCACGGAGCGUCCUAUGGGUGAUCGAGGGCACGUCCUGCGACCUCCCAUGGCAAGCAGCCCUAUUCAAGGGCGACCGGUUCAUCUGCGGUGGGACACUGGUGGACAGGACCUGGGUGCUGACAGCCGCCCAUUGCCACGUCCCAGGCUUCAUCAACGUGCGCUUGGGGGGCCGAAGGCACAAGGACAUGAGUGGGGCUGAGCAGAGGAGGCUCUCGGCCAUGGUCUUCAAGUACCCCUGGUACAAUGAGACCAACAAGGAUGGGGACCUGAUGCUCAUCAAGCUCCACGUCCCCAUACACGUCAAUAAGCAGGUGAAGCCGUUGCCAUUGGCCACCCAUUGUCCGGUGCCUGGAAAGACAUGUCAGAUAUCGGGAUGGGGGUCGACCACCAGCCCUGAAGUGAACUUCCCUGAGGACCUCCAUUGCACCAAGGUGACCAUCAUCCCCCAGGACCAAUGCCAGCGCAUCUACCCCGACUCCAUCACCGCCAACAUGGUUUGUGCUGGUGAAUCCCAGAGCAGGGCAGACUCCUGCCAGGGUGACUCCGGGGGACCUCUGAUGUGCGAUGGUCGCCUCCAAGGCAUCGUCUCUUGGGGUCCUGGUGUAUGUGGAGACCCCAAGAAGCCCGGAGUCUAUGUCAACCUCUGCAAGUACACGCGGUGGCUUCAGGAGACCAUGAGGAGGAAGUGAGAGCUCCCAGCCCAGCCCCACCAUGGCCAUGGGAUGGAGCGCCCCAUAGCUCCUCUUCCUGGUCCUCUUCCAUGAGGAAGGUCCCGGAGCCGGCCGGUCCGAGCGCUGGGUGAGGAGCAGGCAGGGCUCGAGCACAAGGAAGGACCCUGUGGAGAUGGUGCUGGAUGAAUAAAGAGCUGUUGGACGUGGC